This is a messenger RNA of Equus quagga, 2829 nucleotides long. It is a transcript of the gene PPP1R12C, whose product is annotated as protein phosphatase 1 regulatory subunit 12C. The transcript has 22 exons. NCBI's taxonomy places the organism in Eukaryota, Metazoa, Chordata, Mammalia, Perissodactyla, Equidae. Gene Ontology annotation, molecular function: phosphatase regulator activity; enzyme inhibitor activity; protein kinase binding. Bases 141 to 2222 code for a protein of 693 amino acids. The record is from RefSeq and is a predicted model, not a curated record. Gene Ontology annotation, biological process: signal transduction. Gene Ontology annotation, cellular component: cytoplasm.
GGCGGGGGGUGCGGCAGUGGGGGGCCCGGGCGGGCGCCGAGCCGGGCCCGGGGGUGCGGCGCGCCCGCACCGUGCGCUUCGAGCGCGCCGCCGAGUUCCUGGCGGCCUGCGCCGGCGGCGACCUGGACGAGGCGCGCCUGAUGCUACGCGCGGCGGACCCCGGCCCCGGCGCCGAGCCCGACCCCGCCGCCCCGCCGUCCGCCCGCGCGGUGCUCGACUCCACCAACGCCGAUGGCAUCAGCGCCCUGCACCAGGCCUGCAUCGAUGAGAACCUGGAGGUGGUGCGCUUCCUGGUGGAGCAGGGUGCCACGGUGAACCAGGCGGACAAUGAGGGCUGGACGCCCCUGCACGUGGCUGCCUCCUGUGGUUACCUGGACAUCGCCAGGUACCUCCUGAGCCACGGGGCCAACAUUGCUGCCGUCAACAGCGAUGGGGACCUGCCCCUGGACCUGGCCGAGUCCGACGCCAUGGAGGGGCUGCUCAAGGCGGAGAUCGCCCACCGAGGUGUGGAUGUGGAGGCAGCCAAACGGGCCGAGGAGGAAUUGCUGCUUCAUGACACAAGGUGCUGGCUGAAUGGGGGCGCCAUGCCAGAGGCCCGGCACCCCCGCACGGGGGCCUCUGCCCUGCACGUGGCUGCUGCUAAGGGCUACAUUGAAGUGAUGAGGCUGCUCCUUCAGGCUGGCUAUGACCCGGAGCUCCGGGAUGGGGACGGCUGGACCCCCCUGCACGCAGCAGCCCACUGGGGCGUGGAGGAUGCCUGUCGCUUGCUGGCCGAGCACGGUGGGGGCAUGGACUCGCUGACCCAUGCGGGGCAGCGUCCCUGUGACCUGGCUGAUGAGGAGGUCCUGAGCCUGUUGGAGGAGCUGGCCCAGAAACAGGAGGACCUGCGGAACCAAAAGGAAGCCUCCCAGAACAGGGGCCAGGAGCCCCAGGUGCCCUCCAGCAGCAAGCACCGACGGAGCUCCGUGUGUCGUCUGAGCAGCCGCGAGAAGAUCUCCCUCCAGGACCUGUCCAAGGAGCGCCGGCCAGGGGGGGGAAGGGGGCCCCCCAUCCGGGACGAGGAUGAGGGAGAAGAAGGCCCCACAGAGCCACCUCCUGCAGAAUCCAGAACCCUCAACGGAGUCUCCUCCCCGCCACCCCGCAGCCCUAAGAGCUCCAUGCCCCCCGAAGAGGUCCCCUUCUCCAGGCGCUUUGGCCUCUUGAAGACGGGAAGCUCUAGUGCCCUGGGUCCCACAGACAGGUUGGGGGCCGAGGGCGCCCCUGGGGCUGGGCUGCAGCGCUCAGCUUCUUCCUCACGGCUGGAAGGGACCUCCCCUCAGGCCGGGGAGCCCCGUCUGGCCAGAGUUACCCCCACCCCAUCCCAGAAGGUGCCCGAGCCCUGUGCUCUGAUUCCACAGCCUGAAUCCCCAGUGAAGCCAAAUGUCCCCACAGCCUCCGCAGCACCCCCAGCAGACUCCCGGGACCGCCGGAGGUCCUACCAGAUGCCUGUGCGGGAUGAGGAGUCUGAAUCCCAGCGAAAAGCUCGCUCUCGCCUCAUGCGCCAGUCUCGGAGGUCCACACAGGGUGUGACUCUGACGGACCUGAAGGAAGCAGAGAAGGCCGCAGGGAAGGCCCCAGAGCCAGAAAAGUCGGGCCUGCAGAGCCUGGACCCUUCCCGGCGGCCCCGAGUCCCUGGGGUCGAGAACUCUGAUGGCCCUGCCCAGAGAGCAGAGGCGCCCGACGGGCAGGGUCAGGGACCACAGGCCGCCCGGGAGCACCGCAAAGUCGGCAAGGAGCGGAGGGGGCCUGCAGAGGGGGAGGAGGCGGAGCCGGUGGACCUCAGCCCAGAAUCCAGCACUCUCGAGGGCACCCCCUCCCCUCACAGGCAGCGGGACCUCAACUCAGAACCCGAGCCAGAAUCGGAAGAGCCCGAUGGAGGCUUCAGGAAGCUGUACGCAGAGCUGCGCAGUGAGAACGAGCGACUGCGCGAGGCCCUGACGGAGACGACGCUGCGGCUGGCGCAGCUCAAGGUGGAGCUGGAGCGCGCCACGCAGAGGCAGGAGCGUUUUGCAGAGAGGCCGGCCCUUCUGGAGCUGGAGAGAUUUGAGCGCAGGGCCCUGGAGCGAAAGGCUGCCGAGCUGGAGGAGGAGCUGAAGGCUCUGUCCGACCUCCGGGCUGACAACCAGCGGCUCAAGGAUGAGAACGCAGCACUGAUCCGCGUCAUCAGCAAACUCUCCAAGUGACUCUGGAGGAGGACCUUCCCCCGCACCCGUAUUUAUACAGCUGCUUCUGCCACACGCACCCUUCCCCUGUGUGAACACGAGUGACAGGGCUCCCGGGGGAGUCUCUGAGAAGCCAUAACCUCCCCUCGGGACCUCCAGACUGAGGGGAGUGCAGGGUCCCCAGGAGCCAAGGGGGGCCGUCCGAGGCCAAGAUGGAGGCGGGAGGAGCCAGGUAGAGGGACAUCGCUGAGGGGGGACCAGGGCUGGAGGCGGGACAAGAAGGCACCAAGGACCAGAAAGUGCCAGGACCAGUAGCCAGGACCAGAGUGGCCACCCGGAGGUCCCCCCUCACGUGUGUUGCCACCCCAGUCACCCCUCCCGCUCCUGAACAGGGAUCCGAGAAUGUGCCAAGAGUCCCGCCGGCCUCGGCCGGGUGGGCCUGUAUAUAGGGUCCAUGUGCAAUAGGGAGGGAUGUCUUCUAUUUUUUGCUGCCCCCUCCCCGCCCACUGUCCGGGGCAGGGGGAGAAGGUAUUUUCAAGACAAAGCACAGGCACCUCAAAUAAAAGUCGUGAAGUUGCCACUCAAUGGCUGUCCCCAGCUGGAGGUGGGGCGCCACUUCUGUGCUCGG